CAUCACCAUCACCUACUCUACCUAUAAAAUAACGUACUAUAUCUCGGAGUUCCAAAAGGAAGUCUUCCUCCCAAUAGAAACAAAAAAAGGAAAACCUGAUGGACACCCAAGCCAACACCCCCUUGCUCCUCCCCGCCCCAACCCGCUACCCGCCUCCCUACCUUCUAUUCCUAGACCUCUAUGUCCUAAUCUCUAACCUCCCCUCCUUGCUGGGUAUAAUCCGCCCCGUGCGCACCUCCAACCCGCGCGCGGAGCUCUACCCCUACUCCCUAGGCAACAUCUCCUCCAUGGUCCUGGGCAUAAUCCUCAUCCUCGUUGGUCUCGCCUCCCUGCUGCUAAUCCCUAUAUGGUUACUCGUACCUGGCGGGGUGUGGCUCUGCUGGUUCAUUGGCGUGACGGUAGUGACAUUGGUUUUCUCCAAGUUUCUGAAUGGAUUUGCCGGGGAUGUUGUGGUUAGUAGUGGACAAUACGUGCACGGGGACGCGGAGGCGGAGGACGAGAAGUGGUUUUUUGUGAACGGGAUUAUGACGGGUGAGUUCUGGCUGAAGACUAAUAUUGAAGAGGCUGAGAGGCGGUUUGGGAGGAGGAUUUGGGGUGUGCAUAACCGAAGUUAUGGAUUGGUACUCGACCUACUGCAAUGCCUUAUCCAGCGGGACCUACGCUACAGUUCUACCUGCGUACGCGCUUUAUAUCACAACCUCCGCACCGCGCUGCUGGAACUCGAAUCCGUCCCUCCCUCCCCCUCCUCCUCCGCCUCCAUCCCCGCUUCCAAGCCGAAGCACAAGAAGGUGGUCCUGCUCGCGCACUCUCAAGGAGCGCUCAUCGCGUCGCUGGUGCUGGAUAUGCUCUACGCCGACAUACCCAGGUCCCUGCUCUCCCGCCUGGAAGUCUACACUUUCGGCAACGCAUCGAAUACAUUCAAUAAUCCACUCUACCGGCACGGCGAUACGAACUCCGGUGCGCUGCGGUACCUUGAACACUACGCGAAUCGCGGGGAGUACGUUAGCAGGGUCGGAAUACUGGGAUUCAUGACUAGUGGGGAUGUUACCGAGGUAGCGGAGGGCUGGGGGAACCAGUUUGCUGGUAGGGUCUUGGUUAGGGAGGGGCAGGGACACUUGUUUGUGCAGCAUUACUUGGACGUGUUGUUUCAAGAUGGGUUUGUCGAGGUUGGAGGUGGUAGGGGAGUGGGGAGGUUGUUAGGGUAUAGGGAUGGCAGGGUGGUGGAGUGAGAUUGUGGGGUAUCGUGUUGAGAGAGGGGUGGGGCUGUGAUUAUUGAUUUUUUUCCUCCCUUGUGUACGAGUAGGUUAUAGAAUGGGGAAUAGGAACU
Molecule: messenger RNA, 1327 nt
Organism: Tuber melanosporum (Perigord truffle)
Lineage: Eukaryota; Fungi; Ascomycota; Pezizomycetes; Pezizales; Tuberaceae
Exons: 2
Coding region: 99-1229 (376 amino acids)
Source: RefSeq, a predicted model, not a curated record